Macrosteles quadrilineatus (aster leafhopper) is the source of this 5851-nucleotide messenger RNA. RefSeq names its product protein sprint (gene spri). The record is from RefSeq and is a predicted model, not a curated record. The transcript has 24 exons. Gene Ontology annotation, cellular component: endocytic vesicle; cytosol. NCBI's taxonomy places the organism in Eukaryota, Metazoa, Arthropoda, Insecta, Hemiptera, Cicadellidae. Gene Ontology annotation, biological process: vesicle-mediated transport; signal transduction. Bases 329 to 4486 code for a protein of 1385 amino acids. Gene Ontology annotation, molecular function: guanyl-nucleotide exchange factor activity; small GTPase binding.
CGUACGGGCGCGUCCGCGUCGUCGUAGUUACUUACCAAUCUUGUAUUUCUUGAAUUUUGCGUAGGAAACCGUGAAUUAACCUCUGCGUAACUUUCAGUUUACAUCCAAGUGGUUAUAAUACAAGCGUAAGAUAUACGUUUCAUAUUUGUGUCCGGUUUGUGUUCAGGUCAUCAACACCAACACCUGCCAUCAGUGUUGCCAACUUGUGCUGUGUUGUAAAUAUUGUGUCAAGUUUUGUUGUUUUGUGGAAUUAGUGAUUUAUUUGUGGAAGUGGAUUUACCAUGGAUAUACAAUUUUUCUCCUGGUUUUGAUGUGAUGACGUCACAGGAUGGAUCAUGUGACCACCACGACGACGGUGGUGCGAGAGACCACCACCUCCUCCUACCUGGUGUUGCUGAAUACGCUCGCCAAUGACCUUGACUUUAUGCUGAAUGACCUCUGCCCUCCUCCUCAAAGUUGUCCAAUCAGAGGGGAUGCGUUCCUGGAGCCGUACAUGCAGGGGCUGGGCUCCGAGCUCAGCACAUCUACUAGUCUCGUCAACAAGCAGCAGCAGCAACAGCAGCAGCAGCAGCAGCAGCAGCACGAUCAGCAGCAAGAGACUGACAACCAUCAGCGGCGCAUUGCAGACUCGCUGACAGCGCAGUUCCGCAUCAUACCUGACAUCACCGACCACCCCAGACCCAGGCCUCCGCACCAGGAGUCAUGUGAGUCCAGUGGUGCGUCCAGUGGAGACUCCAGCGAGGAGGAUGGUGAGUGUGAGGAGGCGCCGUGUGACAUAGGUCUGCUGGAGAGGUUGAUCCGAUCGCACCCUGUGUGGUUCCUGCCUGGCAUACAGCGUGCCGGGGCCUUCCACCUACUACAGGGCAAGGAGGACGGGAACUUUGUGGUGCGCCAGUCCAGUCAGACGUGCACCAUGGCCAUCUCAGUACGCCUGCCAGCUGGGAAGGGUCCUUACAUAGAGCAUUACCUCAUACAGGCCGCAGACGACGGACAGCUCAGCCUGGAGAGCAGCGACAACAAGUUCGAGAGCAUACCUGCGCUUAUUGCUCACUACGCUCAAUGCUGUGAUGAGUUACCAGUGCAGCUCACUCUACCCAGAGCGAUACGAGAAGCUAAGAACCGGCAACAGUUGUCUUCCCUGGCGUUGCUCGGACAAGAGUUCUGGAGAUAUCCAAUGGCCAAUCCCCGCCCUGCCCUGGACCCGCAUCCCCCGCCAUGUGGUCCGGUGGAGGGGGUGGGGGGGUUAGCUUCCUCCCUCCCCUCCAGCGCCUCCAACAGCCAAGCCAGCAGCCUCAGCAGCUUUGGAAGUGGCAACAACAAUGUGUGUGUUAGUCCCACGAUGGAGCAGGAGUGUAGGAACGACUCCAUAGUCCUGAACCUGGCCCCUCUGGAGUCCUCUCCCUCACCUCAGCAGCCACCGAGCAUCCUGAGCACAUUCAAAGGCCCAGCGAACAACUCACCAGCGGCCAGCGAGCAUGUUGGCAGUCCCUCCCCCCCUUCGCGCAGCCCUCCCUCUACCCAUAUAGCCAGUUACCCUUCUAGGGCCCCCAGGCCAACCCCCCCUAACACUCUCAACCUCAUCUGCUCUACCUUGGCAGGCACCAGAUCAAGCAGUAACUCCCCGCUACAACAGCUGAUCGCCGUGUCCAACAAGACUCCCCCGCCACCACCCCCUCGCUGGGCCAAACCCUCCCCCUCCCCUCAUCAGAACAUCACUGUCACCACGACUGUGACGUUCUCUAUGAGUCAGGAGACGACACCUCCCUCGCAUGUGGAAGUCUCUUGUGUUCAGGUAACACCAAAGAUAGUCAACCUAGAACCAGAGAAUUUCCCUUCUCUGAGCAGCACGUCGACUUUGGAGUCGCGGACAGGACGAGAAGCUCCAGAACCUGCUCCCAGAACACAACUAACCUCCCCUGCGGCCUCCUCUGUUACCUCCCCCGCUCCCUCUUCUCUCACAUCUCCCUCCCCUUCUUGCCUCACUUCCCCCACCACAUCAACUGCUGUUACCUCCCCUACUCAGUCCCGUCCGCCUCACCGACGCAGCAAGCGACAUAAGGAGUCCAGGCACUACCAAGAGUCUGAUAUCCUCGAGUCACCGACUGUUUACUACAGGAGCUCUGUAGCUGAUAAGGUGAGCGACUACGAAGACAUUUGGGGUCCUGAGUCCUUAUCUACCUUCAAGCCUGUGCGAUCUCCGUUCUCAUCCCCAGACGAGAACCGCGCACCAGUGCCUGACAUUCUAGAGAGGGUUCCCCCGGCGCCAGCCACUGGUACCGUCUCUAGUGCCACGUCCGGCGCAGGCACUGGCCCUAGGAACCGAUUGGGGCUCAGUGUUAACACAACCACACCUCUCUCACCUACAACCGUGUCCGAACUGAAGACUCCUGACUCCCAACCCACGAGCAACGGCAAGCAGGGCAGUCCGUUCUACGCUGAGCCUGCCGACGCCAUCAGACAGGCUGCACUGUUGAAGGUACAGAGGAGACAGGUCAAAGUUCACUCCUCCAAGAACCAUCGACAGUCUGAUCCUCUUCCUCUCAUACAGUGGCCGAACCCUGCACCUGCAUCUGGCCUAGAGAGGAUAGACUCUAAGGAGGAGUUGAAUACGAGUGGGAGUGGCGCCGGUCUGUCUUCGUCAGUUGACAACCUCGCACAACUGCGCCAGAACAGAAACCGAGUGCGCGCUAAACCUGUGCAGCCGCCUAGAGUCGGCUUCCGAGCAUUCCACGACACCUCCUGGACUGUAGACUCCAGCUGGGAGUUCAUAGGUAAUGAGGACGGGGGUUCUGAUGGUGAGCAGGAGAGUCCAGAGGAAGCGUUUGUGAUGGAGAGAAGAUUCCCCUCCUUGGAGCAGCAGGCUGAUGAUGCUGAGUCAAUGAGUCGUCACGGCAACGGAGUCAGCAUCCAUGACAUAAUCUCUCAGAGGUUUCCCUCCCUGCGACUGUCACCAAACCUGUCCUCCUGUCAUCGAGGUGACUCUGGCGGCCGAGCUGACUCCAACAACGGCUCUAGAGUCUCGGCCUAUGACAACGUUGUCAACAACAACCACAAGCCCAUCAGCAUUUGUCUCAACGGCUCGGGAAACUCUGACAACGACGAUGCAUUGACGGUAUUCUCAGAGCCGUGGGACAGCUCCCGGUGGGAACACCUGCUCCGGGGGAGAGACAAGGAGGGGGAGAGUCCGGGGGAUCAGCAGUCUGUGACCAGUCCCACAGGAAACAGAGCUACCACUGGCACUACCCCCUCCACCACCUCCACUGUCACUCGGACCAAGAGCUUCAAGGAGCGACUGGACCCUCUGCUCUCACCUCCCCGCCUCCAGGCGUUACAGCGAGGGCGAGAGUCAGGUGGGGGCGGAGCGAGCAUCCGCGCGUACGCUCUCCACCUGGCCGCCGACAAGAGCACGACCUUCGCACAGAACAUCGACAACUUCAUCGCCUGCACGCGCGAGUCUCGCGAGACCAAGCCGCAGGUCGUCAUGCGGAACAUGCGACAGUUCAUGAGCGGCAUGAAGAACUACCUGGUCAAACAUGGAGAGCGAGAGUUCGAGAAGGAAGUUGACCGGGAACGGGGGAAGCUGAAAGCUAACGAGUUCCUCAACCUGGACGCCAUCUUGGAAGGCGUGAUGCACAAGUUGGUAGUGCGCCCUCUCAAGGAACAUCUCUACCACUUGUUCGUAGAGGAGUACAGCAAUAACGGAGCCAUCAAACUGCUGGCCGACAACAUCAUACUGGCCCGGACAAAACCUCUGCACGAGCUCGGCAUCAGGAAAAAUAUCAUCCCACCAUCAGAAGAGUCUUUGGCUACAAUCUGCGAGUAUCUUCACAGGCUCCAGGAGGUCGACUCUCCUCUCGAGAAACUGGAGAAUCUUCUCACAGCCAUCUCUGCCAUAUUUAACUCUGUGAAGGUGAACACCAGCAGUGGAGGCAAGGGAUUGAUGUUGGGAGCUGACGACUUCCUCCCCCUCUUUGUCUGGGUGCUGGUCCAGUCAGGGAUGAUCGCUGCGGAGAUCGAGGCAGAGUACAUGUGGGGGUUGCUGCAUCCCUCUCUCCUCUCUGGGGAGGGUGGGUACUACCUCACCACGCUCUCCUCUGCUGUACACGUGCUGAAGAACUUCAAGGCGUGCACCAACAGCGAGCCAAACCUAGACUGGGGCAGCGGACCUAUGUCAGAGUUUCGCUCUGUGCUGAAGAUUGUGGUUCCUGAUGAAAUCAACGGAUCUAUCAUCACCAAAACUCUCCCAGUGAGGCCUAACAUGACCACGAGAGAGGUGUGUAAGAUCAUUGCGCACAAGGUCCGGAUCACCAACCCCCAGGACUACGGACUGUACAAGCUGGUCGAUGGAGAAGAAACACUUCUUGGAGAAACAGACUGCCCUCAAGACAUUAAAGGAUCAGUAUCCACCAUCGGAAAACAUUGCAUGUUUGCGUAUAAACGCAUCGAUGCAAAAAUAGCUUGGCCGCGAACAACCUCCCCUGAAUAAACCUUUCUUGAACAAUUCUUUACCUGUCUUCCAAUCUUUACAAACUAAAGGGGGUCUGAAACCAAUGGACAAAUUUACUAACACAUUCUUUCAAAAAUAAGAUGCACAACUUUAGGAAUAAAAAAUAAUACAAAGUACUAAUUUGGAAAUCAAUGUGAUCAAUAAUUUGCGAAUCAAUGUGAUGAGAUAUAAUUAUAGUUUUUGAUAAUUUGUCUUUGUAAUUUAAACUUUGGCCUCCUUUAGAAGAGAUUCAAAUCUCACUUAUAUGUCAUUUGUAUCCAAUAUCUUUUGUAACUGUGUAAAAAAUUUACAAUAUUGGUUUUUCUGCUCUUUAGAGAUGUAAUAUAACCUGAGAAAUUUUCAAUAAUUAUUAUAACCUGUAACAUGAUAUGUGUUAAGUGACUCAUAAGUUGACUACGAACAACUGUGUAAAAGUUGUGGUACUUUUCAUACUAACAAAAACACAAAAUAUUUAUAAAUCAAACCAUAAUUUGUGCAACCUGUAAUUAGCUGUCCCAUAUAGGUUUUUAUUUAAAAUAGAAUUAGUCAUAAAAAAAGAAUUAAAAUUAUUUUCUCUCACUUAGCAAAAAAGCAUUGUUUUCUAAACAGUUUUAGAAACGAUUUUCAAACUUUCAUUAAGAGGCCUUAAGAGUAGGGUAGUUUAGACACGUAGCGAUUUAGUUAACCUCCCUUCCUUGAGUGACUGAUCUAAAGUAUAUUUUCAUACCUCAAUCGCGACCAUGCAUUUCGAAAGAGGUGUAUAUUUUAUAUUUUCUACUAACAUUAAUGCUAGUCAACGUAUUUCCCUUUUGGGGACUUGUAAUUUUGUUCUCAGUACCCGCUCAAAUGUAACCACUUAGUCGAGUAUUACUUAAUGUUUGUAAUGUAAUUUCAUCACACCGAUAAGUCACAAUAUGAACAUUAUCCGAUUUCCACAAACCGCUAUUUUUAUAAAAGGCCCAAACAAAAGUAGAUUUUUUACGUUAUUACUGUUGGUUGUUUUUACGUAGUACUAUGAUCAUUAACUGUAAGCUACAAUAAUUCCUAAUCUGUAUUCUGUGUUCAUCGUUAGUUAUUAAUUGUAUAGUAAUAAUUUAAUAUUAAUUUUAUCGUUUUACCUAAUGUUUUGUAAAUAGUGUAAGAUAGGGAAUAUUUUAAUUGUAAACUUACCCUGUUCAUAUUGUGGCCUGAAGUCUUUUUGUAAUGAUAUAUAAUAAAUGUUUAUACUAGUUUUAAUAUUUAUCUUUUUCUAUGAUUUGUAAAAAGAAUAGUUUCUCAAAUGUAAACGGAAACGGACAUCACAAAGUCCAUACCAGUCAUUAACCGUGGCAUUUCAUUUCUUUAAUAAACAGUUUUGAAAAUUUA